UGAAAAGCAUUAAUAUUUGUAAAUAUUAUGCUACUAAUGCUACUUUUGAAACUAAACCCUUCCGUCUUCAUAAAUUAAGCACUGGACCGUCUACACAAGUAACAGUGUCAAAAACUGAUGCUCUACAGUAUUAUAAACAGUUACAUACGAUUCGUCGAAUGGAAACAGCAGCAGGGAACUUAUACAAAGAAAAAAUUGUAAGGGGAUUUUGCCACUUGUAUUCAGGACAAGAAGCAUGUGCAGUUGGAAUGGUUGCUGCAUUACGUCCUCAAGAUUCAGUGAUAACCGCUUACAGAGCCCAUGGAUGGACUUAUUUAAUGGGAGUUCCACCCGUUGGUGUAUUAACUGAACUAACAGGACGCCAAAGUGGAAAUGCUCGAGGAAAAGGUGGUUCUAUGCAUAUGUAUGCUAAAAACUUUUAUGGUGGAAAUGGUAUCGUAGGUGCACAGGUACCUUUAGGUGCGGGAAUCGCUUUUGCCCACAAAUAUCGAAAUUCUGGAGGAGUAUGUCUUGCACUGUAUGGUGAUGGAGCAGCUAAUCAAGGCCAGAUUUUUGAAGCUUAUAACAUGUCGAAAUUAUGGGACGUACCAUGCAUUUUUAUUUGUGAAAAUAAUGGUUAUGGAAUGGGUACAAGUGUAGAUAGAGCUUCUGCCAGUACCGAAUACUAUACCAGAGGAGACUACAUUCCAGGAAUAUGGAUGAAUUAG
Molecule: messenger RNA, 707 nt
Organism: Copidosoma floridanum
Lineage: Eukaryota; Metazoa; Arthropoda; Insecta; Hymenoptera; Encyrtidae
Product: pyruvate dehydrogenase E1 component subunit alpha type II, mitochondrial-like
Biological process (GO): pyruvate decarboxylation to acetyl-CoA
Cellular component (GO): intracellular membrane-bounded organelle
Molecular function (GO): pyruvate dehydrogenase (acetyl-transferring) activity
Source: RefSeq, a predicted model, not a curated record